Molecule: messenger RNA, 4556 nt
Organism: Ruditapes philippinarum (Manila clam)
Lineage: Eukaryota; Metazoa; Mollusca; Bivalvia; Venerida; Veneridae
Exons: 3
Coding region: 1987-3495 (502 amino acids)
Biological process (GO): DNA integration
Molecular function (GO): nucleic acid binding
Source: RefSeq, a predicted model, not a curated record
AAGGUAUUUAUUUUUUAGUUUUGUUCAUAAAUAGGUCAAAAUUAAUGUGAAUACACGCUGUUUUAAUUGUUUAAAUUCAUUAGAUCUAAAUCGAUGUCUAAUGUCAAUUUUUUUGCUACACGAUUUUGCAAAGAUCUGUUAAGACCUAACGUAACAUGGAAAAUGAAAAAUGUAAAAUAUCAGAUUAAUGAAUGAUAAAUAUGAAAUAGGUUACGUAUAGGUCUUAUAAUUAGGACUAUGUGCAACUGUAGUGAGUUAAAAUAAUUUUAGUAAUAAUCUAGGUCACUUAGGGUAAAAAAAAACUAAGUACGGGUAUUUUUUAUUUUUUUCUUCCAGUAAUUUAUUUUAUUUCUUUUAGUUAAUUACGUACAUAUUUUUGGGUUUAAAGUGACCUUGAUUAAGAAAUCUGUAUUUUGCAUACACUUAUGUUUAUUUUAUUUUAAAAAAAAAGGUGCGAUAUUGUAAGCGGAAGUAAGUAAGUGAGAUCACAAUUGCACUGCACUUAACCAACUUUAAGUACUGCAUGAGUUUAACAAAUUCUUUUUCUGGUGAAUAGUAGCUUAACCACAUAAAUCUCUCAGCCAUUUUGGAUAAAAUUUAAAGAAAAAAUUCAAAAAAUUGUAAGUUUCUUCAGCCAUUGUAAAAGAACCAAAAUAGACACUUGUCUCUUCCAUUAAGGUGUUUAUGGUAUUGUGUAUUGAUUGACCUACUUCUGUCCAAGGUUAACAGGUUUACAGUAGGGACUAUUUCAAGAUUAACUUUUCUGGAGGUGUGUUUUGUUUCUGUGUUCUGAUUGGUUGAAAACUGUCCUAGAUUUAUGUCUGACAUUGACAUUGGAUAUUUUGACAGCUGAUUUAGUUGGGAGAAUUUGGUGAAUUGAUAUUUAUUCAUUAAUUCACAGUAGUAGACCUAUUAUCUAUUGAUAAUAAAAAGCAUAUAAAUAAUUAUCAAUUAAAAGGUUGACAACUACACUUUGAAGUAUUUAUAAAAUAUUUGUUUAGAUAUUAAUAAUAUUUUUUCUUACAGCGGGAGCAUAUUUCCAUUGAAUAUAAACUUUCAUAAAAUUAUAACAGAUAAUUUUGUAUUUCCUUUGCAGAUAAAAAUAGUUUAAUAUUCUACAUUGGUUAAGAAUACAAUGUGACUUUGAUGUUUCACACUCAGUAAAUAUUUAUGAAUUAAUUGAUUAAUUAAAAAUAAAAUAUUUUAAUUAAUUAAUUUAUUCUUCAAAUGUAAACAAUUUGUUUGUUGAAUGAAAUUUAUAUUCAUUUAACAAUUUGAAGUCAAGUAAUUAAAAGUAUAUUGACUAGGAGGUUAUCAUAGCAUAUAUAUACACAUAAAGUGUACCAUACAAGACAACCAGUUGUGUUUAUUUCAUUCCCCCCCCCAGCAAUAAAACGUUAAAACACCCCUCCCCAUCUACUUUCAAUUAAACUAAAUAUUUAUCAUGAAUACUUUCUAAAAAGUUUUGACAGUAUUGAUGGUAUAAAAAGGGAUUCCAUGUGUUUGAGUUAUUAUUGCAAACAGAAAAUUGAUUGCAAUUAAUACUUAAGUAAACCAUGCACAAUUCAUUGUGUUGAUACUUGUUAUUGCAAACAAAUACAUUGAUUGCAAUAAAUAUUAAACUUUACGUAACAUUAUUACUGUAAUACUUUGUUACGGUAAUAAAUAAAUUGUUCGCAACAUAUACUUCGGUGUGCUGCAGCUUUCGUGUCUUUAUUUUAUACGGUAUUUUAAAAUACGCUGUGAACAUUUGUGAUUACAUGUUGUAAAUAUUUGAAAAUAUUCAAAUACUGAAAUAUAUCGGACAUUUAUGAAUGCAGUGUUAUGAAUAUUUGGAAAAGAGAGACUGGAUAAAUUUAUAUACACUGAAAUACUUAGUGUUUAAAUUUGUGGAUAUAUUCUUUAGAAGGAUUUCGUGACAACUGAAGUUAUUCUUCAGCAGUGAAUCCUCGCAACAUAUAUUAAAAGGAAAUAUAUAUAUUGAAAAUGACUUCAAAAGAAUCUAAAGCAAUGGAAGAAAAGGAUCGCAAACUUCUGGAAGCAUUUCAUGAACUAGAUGGAAGCGAAGGCAUUGAAACGAAGGAAGAUCUUUUAGCAUUUAUCAAGCACGUCGGGACAGGAUUAUCAGGAAUCAAACCUGGUGCUUCGGUACAUAUUCCAGAGACAACAUCUUCUAAAUUUCCACGCAUUUCAUUGUUUUAUGGAGAGAAAGGCAAAGGAGAAGUGGGCAAGUUAUUCAAUAUAGACAAGUCAAGAACUACUCCUUACCACGCCAUGGGCAAUGGAAUUUCCGAAAGAUACAAUAGAACACUUCUAGACAUGUUAGGCACCUUACAACUAGAUCAGAAGCCAGAUUGGAAGAAAUACCUGCCGACAUUAGUUUUUGCAUAUAACAGUACUAAGCAUGAGACCACAAAGUUUACACCCUAUGAAUUGAUGUUUGGAAGAAAGCCAAGGUUACCUAUAGAUUUUCUAUUUGAAACACCCACAAAUGAAAGUUCUAGCGAUUUGGCAGAUCCAAAAACAUAUGUAGAGGAAUUAAAGCAAAGAAUAAAAUCAACACAAGAAGCAGUUAAAAAGAUUUCUGAUCAAGCACGAUCCAAGCAAAAGCAUUAUUAUGAUCGCAAAGCAAAGGCAGCUCAAAUUAAAGUUGGAGACACUGUUCUGGUAAGAAUCCUAGCAUUUGAAGGAAAACAUAAAAUUGAAGACAAAUUUGAAAAGGAAGCUUGUAAGAUAAUAGGCCAACCCAACCCUGAUAUACCUGUAUUUGAUGUAAAAUCAGAAGAUGGUAGUGUAAGAAGACUACAUCGUAAUCAUUUAUAUCCAUUAGAGUUUCUGGAGAAAGAACCAGUUUCUGAAUCAAAUAAUGGAGAAGCCAUGAUUAAUGAUACUAGGGUCAUAGAGAAGAAAAAGAUAGAAGAUAAAAGAGAAUGUUUAAAUGAUGUCGACAUCAAUGACGAAGAAGACAGUAGUGGAGAUGAGAUUGUAUUACAUACAUUCAAAUCUGGGGACGCCUGGACUCCAAGUACUUACAGUAAAAAAUGGACAAGUUUACCAAAAAAGAAGACUACAGGUGAUGAUAAAAGUGAGGAUAUAACUAAGAAGAAAGUAAAUACAGAAAAAGAUCUAGAAAGAAAAGAUAAAGAUGAAUCUCAAAGCAGUCACACUGACAGCAAGAGUAAAGAUUUAGAGACAGAAUUAGAUUUAUGUGAAGAAAUAGAUUUAACCCAGGAAGAUGAAAGUUUUGAGAACAGUCUUAAAAAUACAGGUAUCAACACACAAGGAGAAAGUGAAAUUAAAGAUUCAGGGCCAAGAAAAUCAGAAAGGGUACGAAAAAAGCCGAAAUGGAUGUCAGAUUUUCAAACAUAUCAGAUGACCACAAGAUCUGUUGAUUCCAGACUGAAAGCUCUACAAAGCUUGUUUAAUUCAGGCAUUUUGGAUGACAUGAGCACAGAAAUUGCAGAGAAUAUGGUCAGUUCUGUAUGGAAACACUAAAUCUUGGAUGUUUUUAGUUAUGUGUAAAAAAUUGUUUUUAGUAUUAAUCUUUAUGUGCCUUAUAUUGUAUGUUUUAUAUUGCAGGAAUGCAAUUUUUGAAAGUGGGGAGGAAAAAGGAAGUAUAUUAAACAUCUCUUUAUUUUUUUCAGAGACCAGAAUAUCCAGGAAAUUGCUUUAUUAACAAAUGAGUCUUGUUUUUCAGAGUGUAGCCAGAAUUUGUUGGGAAAAGAAUUAUAUUUGAUAAAAAAAACUGAGUAUUGUAUUUAAUAUUGUAAUACAAUUUCUUUAUUACAGUUUUUAUGUGGUUAAAUUUAUUUUAUUCCACAGGGAUAUGUGUGCUGAAGUUUACCUGCUAUAAUCAUGAUUUUAUAUCAGGGUGACCUUUAUUGCCUUAAGGUGGUUCAGGCGUUUCUGAUAUUAAGGUGGUUCAGAUAGUUCGGUUAUUAAGGUGGUGUAACCAUUAUUUUUGGAAAAUGACAGGUGUCAUUUUAAACAGGCCAGGGGAGAAUGUAACAAGGUGUAUUUUUCGGGUAAUCUGUGUUUUGAGAUGUUCCCCAGCUUUCCUGUGUUUUUAUCCAUAUUGUUUAUGUAAGAGUGCUUUCCCCUUGACUUUGGCGGGAAUUUGUACGUGUCACGUGAAUCUCGUUUUCAUUUCGUUCAGUGCGUUGGUUGGUAGCCAUUGAGAGAGGAAGGUCUCUCUGUUCAGAAGUUAUGAUGUUUUUUACACUUUAACAUGUUUCUUUUUGGUUGGAAACAGUUCAUCUUUGUAUAAGCAGCACUCGGUGAGAUUCAUUUGUGUGGAUGAUGGCGUAUAUCUUAUUUGUGUAAAAGGGCUAAAGAUCCUACAGAUCUUGCCUACCUUGUUCACAUGCUUAUAUGAUUACGUAGACUGAUGGUUGGUUUACAAGAUGUACCGGUAUACUUUGUGAAUAUGUCAGAUGAACUGUUGUAAAUAAUGUAAAGAUUUGGUUUGUCAAUAAACUACAUAUGAUCGAACCUGAAGAGAAGAUUUUGUAUAUAUUGAUACCCCUGAAGAGAUACCCAAAAUUACAUAAUUAUAA